This is a messenger RNA of Physella acuta, 3361 nucleotides long. RefSeq names its product molybdenum cofactor sulfurase. Gene Ontology annotation, molecular function: molybdenum ion binding; molybdenum cofactor sulfurtransferase activity; pyridoxal phosphate binding. Gene Ontology annotation, biological process: Mo-molybdopterin cofactor biosynthetic process. NCBI's taxonomy places the organism in Eukaryota, Metazoa, Mollusca, Gastropoda, Physidae. The record is from RefSeq and is a predicted model, not a curated record.
CUUUUCAAAUUACUGUAUUCACUAGAUUCUACUAUUUUAAGCUGUUAUUUCAAUAAAUAGGCAUACAAUAUUGUUCUAGGUCCACUGUUUACCGAAAGGAAGGUCGCAACGCACUCUAUAAAGAAGUCAAAGGUUAAAGGUCCACUAGAACACUCUUCAGUUCUUACGUUCUUCUGCUAUGUCAUUGCACUUCAGUGGAUGCGAUUUUGUUACAGUUUGACAUCUAGUCUAGAUUCUAGAUCCUCUAGUUCAAGAUUUACACAAAGAUUCUAUAUCAAGAAAUCUAAUCUACAUGGUUUAGGCCUAGAUCUAGAUCUUAAUUUUAUUUAUAAUGUACAACUAUAAAAUAGAAGAUUUACGAUCAAAGGAGUUCCCACAACUGCAGAAAGGUGCUGUUUAUGUUGAUCAUGCCGGUGCCACACUGUUCAGCAGUUCUCAGAUUGAGGCAGUACAGAAAGAUUUGCUGUCCACUUUAUAUGGCAACCCACACAGCCACAAUGCUUCAAGCAAGUUGGCAACAGAUACAAUAGAUCAGAUUAGAUACAGGCUGCUGAAGUUUUUCAACACAAACCAUGAGGAAUACAGUCUUAUUUUCACUUCAGGCUGCACUGCAUCAUUGAAACUAAUUGCAGAGAGUUUUACUUUUAACAAUGGAGCGUCUACAAGUGCUGAAAACUCUGGAGCUUUCUGCUACCUCGAAGACAGCCAUACCUCUGUGCAGGGAAUGAGAGAGGUAGUCGCCAACAGGUGUUCACAAGUAGUGUGUCUAGAUGAUCAGGAACUGAUCACUGCUCUCAACAGUCCCACACCUGAUCCAGUCUCACAUAAACCACCACAGCUCGCCCAUGACAAGUCUACUCCUGUUGAUUCUGACAAAUACCUAGCUACAAAUCCACAAUCCCUCGUUGCUUUUCCGGCCCAAUCAAAUUUUUCUGGCAAGAGAUAUCCACUAAGUUGGAUAAAGCAAAUACAGGAAAAGGGCAUAACUCUACCUGGUAAAAGCUCGGCAGCAGGUGAGAAGUGGUUUGUACUGCUGGACGCUGCCAGCCUGGUCAGUACCAGCAGGCUCAACUUAGGGGAAGUGCAGCCAGAUUUUGUCACAGUUUCAUUCUACAAAAUUUUUGGCUACCCAACUGGUCUAGGUGCACUAUUGGUUCACAAAAGAGCUUGGGGCACCCUGAGGAAAUGUUACUUUGGUGGUGGAACUGUGGCGGUCAGCACAGCAAAGGAAAGAUUUCACGUUUUCAGAGAGGCCUUACAUGACAGGUUUGAAGAUGGAACAAUACCUUUUUUGAGCAUUAUUAGCUUGCGACAUGGCUUGGAUACUGUACAAAAACUGGCUGGUGGGAUGGACAAUGUUUCUGAGCAUGUUUUUGCAGUCACCCAGUAUUUCCAUAGCAAUCUUCAAAAGCUACAUCACAACAAUGGUCAACCUUUGGCCCAAAUAUAUGGUGAUCUAAGUUUUGACAGUCCUAAAGGUCAAGGUGGAAUUGUCACCUUCAACCUUCUGAGAGCUGAUGGGAAAUUUAUUGGUUUUGCAGAGGUGGAUAAGUUUGCCCAGCUCCAUGAUGUCCAUCUGCGUACUGGAUGUUUCUGUAACAUUGGUGCCUGCCAGAAACACCUGAACUUAUCCGCUCAACUCAUCAAAGACAACUUUGCAGCAGGUCACGUCUGUGGAGACAACAUGGACUUGAUCAAUGGACGACCAACUGGGGCGGUCAGAAUCUCAUUUGGGUACAUGUCCACCAUCUCAGACGCCCGCGUAUGCCUGCGCUUUAUUGCUGACAGUUUCCUAGAGAACCCCACCCCAAUCCCACAAUUCCCUGACCCUGUGUGGUACAGGAAAAAUGAAACAGCUGAUGUUGGUCUGAAUGAAUCCCAACAUUCCACCAAAAUAAUCAAAGAUGAAAAAAUUCAUGCAGAAAAAAGUUUCCACAAUCAAGAGGAGACAACUGCAGCCAGUGUAUCAAAAUCUUGCAAUGAAAAAGUCAGAAAACUCACUGAUAUAUUUCUGUAUCCAGUCAAGUCAUGUGGGGCAUUUAGAGUGAGUGAUUGGGAAAUGGGAAGCAAAGGACUUCUGUAUGACAGAGAGUGGGUGUUGGUCAGUGACACUGGAGUGACCAUUGGUCAGAAGAGAGAGCCAAGGAUUUGUCUAUUGAAGCCUUAUAUAGAUUUAGACAGCAGGAAACUUAUUUUGUCUUUCCCAGAUGCGUCACCAUUUGAACUGCCUCUAGACCAAGAAGAAGAUUUUGAUGCUAUGGCUAGUCUGUGUACCAACAAAGUGUGUGGGGACAGGGUGAACACAUAUGACUGUGGAGAUGCUGUUUCUGAUUGGUUGAGUGACAUCUUCCAGAUGCCUGGUGUCAGGUUGUUGAGACAGCAAAGUGACGACACGAGAAAAAGUAACUUAAAGGACAACACAGUCACUGAGGAUCCAGACAAACCAAAGUUGUCCAUGGCAAAUGAAUCUCAGCUGUUGCUUCUAAGUAGGGUUAGUGUUAGAGAGCUGCAGAAGAAGAUGGUGGAGAUUGUAGAUGUGGAUGAUGCUCAGGACACUAAAAUGCCCACAGCUCCUGCAGAUAUUUCUGAGGACAACUUGGUUUGGCGUUUCCGUGGUAACUUAGUGUUUGAUGGUGGCAAAGAGUUUGAGGAGGAAAAUUGGGCAUCAAUUUCUCUUGGUGGGAACACAAUUGUGUGUCAAGGGGCGUGCUCCAGGUGUCAGAUGAUUUGCAUGGAUCAGGAAACUGGACAGAAGAGUCGAGAGCCUUUGCGGACAUUGGGUGUAUGGAGGGGGAAGAAGGUACCUUUUGGUGUUCAUGCAAGAAUGCUGCCAUCAAGUGAUGGGGCCAGGCAAUUUCUUCAUGUUGGGGAUAUCAUUAGUGUUCUUGAUUAAGAUAUCAUAAACAAUUAAAUUAUUUUUUUGCUAAUAUUAUAGAGAAAUAUAGAAAAACAAGUGUUCUUUGAAAUCCUAUGCAUAUACCUUUUUGAUAUAUCAAUAAUUAUAUUUUAUUUAUGUUUAAAAAAAAUUAUUGAUGUGAUAAAAGAUUAAUCUGAACAAAUGUUUUCCAGAUUAAGCAGAGAUUGUUUAUACACCGGUUUAUAUUUAUACCUAUUUCUUAUUUAAUGUACCUUUUACCAUAAUUUAAUUUUACACAUUAAAAUUAAUUAUUCAGAUUGAUCUCUCCCUAAAAAUUCAUCACUUUCAGUAAAAAAACUUAAUCUAUCAAUUAUAAUUGUAUUGAAUCAGUUUUUUAAUGAGAGAAUAUUAAUUGCAUUUUUGUUGUUCAUUAUAAAAUUUGAUAAAAUUUUAACAAAUUAAUUAGUCUGUUACUCUUUUGUGCUAAAAUAAUCUAUUAUUUUU